Auxenochlorella protothecoides is the source of this 948-nucleotide messenger RNA. RefSeq lists its product as hypothetical. The transcript is spliced from 3 exons. NCBI's taxonomy places the organism in Eukaryota, Viridiplantae, Chlorophyta, Trebouxiophyceae, Chlorellales, Chlorellaceae. Bases 1 to 948 code for a protein of 315 amino acids. The record is from RefSeq and is a predicted model, not a curated record.
AUGGGGGCAGGUUGGCGCCGAUUCACGGAGGGUCUCAAGCAGCACGCCCCACUGGUGUCGGGCGGUCUCAGCCCAACGCCCAAUGCAAGGAAUACGAUCAUGCUGAAGGAGGCGGGCGAGCUGGCCGCGCAGCUCAAGGGGGUCGUGCAGGCCAUCAAGGCGCAGCGCGAGAGCAACGAGAACAGCGUCACCCUGAUCGCCCGCCUGCUGGGCAGCAACCUGCCGCAUGUGUACGAGGACCCCAGCUCGCCCAGCGCCAGCCACAGCGUGCUGGUCGGCGGCGCCCUGGACACCGAGUCGGUGGUGCGCACCAUCCGCGACGCGGGCGCGCGCGUGGAUGCCGACGUGGUGGCCCCCCUGGCUCAGUGGCUGAGUCUGUAUGACACGCUGGUGUCCAAGAACCGGGAGCUGGAGAACCUGCGGCUGGAGGUGGACUCCCGGCGCCGCACUGUGGCCGACCUGACGGUGAAGGAGGCGGCGGCGCGCGCCAAGCUCCAGCGCGCCACCGACGCCAAGCAGGAGGCGCGGCUGGACGAUGUGGUGCGCACGCUGCAGCACAAGACUGACAAACUGAACGCCGCGCUGGCGGAGUUUGCCAAGUUCGAGGAGGAGCUGCACACGCGGCUGGUGGGGCUCAUCCGCGACGCGGCCUACGUCAAGGUGCACCUGGGCGCGGCGCAGGGCACGCUGGGCGCCGCGCUGGCCUCCGUCAGCAAGCAGGUGGAGGCGGUGCCCAUCCCCGAGGUGGCCGUGGCCGCGGGGCCCAGCCUGUCGGGCGCGGUGCGUGCACACGGCAAGGCGCCGGCCGCCGCCUCGCCUAGAUCCUCCAUGAACACCCCCGUGUCGGGCGGCGCGGACCCCAGCAACCCCUUUGUCGCGCAGCAGGCGCCGGGCACGCCAACGCAGUACCCGGGCAUGCACCGCAACACUGUCUCCUCCGCGGUCUGA